CAAUACCUAAAAAGUCAAAUUCCACAAAGUGUAGGGUCUAAAAUAAGAAUAACUCUGCAGCGCGGAUGAUUUCGGGCCCGAGUGAAUCUUUUCCUUCUUUUUCCCCAAAUAUCUCAAGCAAUUACAUCUAAUCCUCCCUGCCUCAAGAACUCGAUAUCAGUUUAAAUUCUCCAACGGAAAAAGAUAUAUGGUGAUUGAGGGUGUGAGUAAAUUGCUGUUACGAUUUCGACAUAAAUAAGAACUGUGGUUCUCCUGGAUUAUCCCUCCCCCAAAUCUUUCCAUCGUUCCUGAGAUUAUUAGUGGAAGAGAAGGAAUCAUGGAUGAGGGAAAAUCCAUGGACGGAUCUUGCUAUUACUCUGUUCUCGGAAUCCGUAAGGAAGCUUCAUCCUCUGAGAUUCGAUCUGCGUAUCGCAAGCUCGCCCUGGAAUGGCAUCCGGACAAGUGGGCAAAAACUCCGUCGCUCGCCGGAGAUGCUAACCGGAAGUUUCAGAAAAUCCAGGAGGCUUAUUCAGUGUUAUCGGAUCAAACAAAAAGGUCGAUUUACGACGCCGGAGCUCUUGAUUUACUAGACGACAUCGAUGACAAAGAAGGCAUGGGAGAUUUUUUGCAUGAUCUGAUGAAGAUGAUGGACCAAAACGCUGGGGCUGAGGUGGAAAGUCUAGAGGAUUUGCAAAAGACGUUUGUGGAGAUGUUCGGUGACGAUUUGAGGGAGUUCAUGGAGAACCAAGAUCAAACGGCGAGGAAGAGGCCACGUGUAUCGAUGGAGAAAGCCAACAUGCCAAGAACCAGGGCUUGCCGCUAGGGUCGUAUUGUAUCUUUUUUAGAUUUUAAAAAUAAAAUCCUGUUAUCCUGAACACAUUUUGGGAUUAAGGGAAUAUGACUUAUCAAGGUAAUUAACUUUUCGGUAUAUUCACAUCUGCGUAACUAUUUUUUUUUUCUACAUAUAUAGGUAACAAACUUUUUGGGAGUGUUCACAUAUGACCAUUAUGAUCUGUG
Messenger RNA from Lactuca saligna, 996 nucleotides. Lineage: Eukaryota; Viridiplantae; Streptophyta; Magnoliopsida; Asterales; Asteraceae. The record is from the annotation of a GenBank genome assembly.